This is a messenger RNA of Penicillium atrosanguineum, 639 nucleotides long. RefSeq lists its product as uncharacterized. Bases 1 to 639 code for a protein of 212 amino acids. The record is from RefSeq and is a predicted model, not a curated record. Gene Ontology annotation, cellular component: membrane. The transcript has 4 exons. Lineage: Eukaryota; Fungi; Ascomycota; Eurotiomycetes; Eurotiales; Aspergillaceae.
AUGUGGAUAAUUGUGAUAUUUUUCGCCUUUAUCCGGACCGCUGCGGGAGUUUUGGUCAUUGUUACAGAGCAGAAGCCUAGCCUCGAGGUCGCGAUAGCAUCGACUAUCCUUCUCAAUACCGGUGUGUUUCCCUUGAUUGCAGCCACUCUGGGACUCAUCCGAAUCAUAAUGGUUCUUGAAAAGGACAAAACCCCAAGGCUCGGACAAUGCCUGCUUCUGUCCCGCCUACUUUUCUUCGUGGGAAUGGGACUUACUGUUGCUGGCGGGGCUCUUGAGGGAAGCGACAACAACUCCGAUGCACUUACAGGUGUCAAACUUGUCAAAGCUGGAUACUUUAUCGUGCUAGUAUUUCUCAUUUGCUUGCUGGUUGUUCAAGGAUAUUUCUGGCAACAAUCUUCCCGUCUUUCGAGAACAGCCCGAACGGCUCUGAAAGCCAUGGCUCUAGCUACACCAUUUAUGGUCGUCCGCAUCACCUUCCUUUUCCUUUCGGUGUUUGAUUCAUCCGAUUUAAGAUGGAGUGCUCUGUAUGGCCCGAUAGCCCCAUUCUUGACCAUGGGAUUGUUGACGGAAUACUCUGUCGUUUGUAUUUACCUCACAACUGGUUUCAUCAUUCCUCCCUGGAAGAAAGCGAGACUGUGA